AUGGAGACCCAGAGGAGCCGCCUGUGCUGGGGGUGCUGGCCGCUGCUGCUGUUGCUGCUGGGCCUGGCCAUGCCCACGCCUCUGGCCGCCGCCCGGGCCCUGACCUACCAGGAGGCCGUGCGCCUGGCUGUGCAGGGCUUCAACCAGCGCUCCCGGGAGGCCAGCCUCUACCGCCUCCUGCAGCAGGACCUGCAGCCCCAGGGCGACCUGAACCCAGACACCCCGAAGCCCGUGAGCUUCACCCUGAAGGAGACUGUGUGCCCCAGGACGACGCGGCAGCCCCCUGAGGAGUGUGACUUCAAGGAGAACGGGCUGGUGAAGGAGUGCGCGGGGACCGUCACCCUGGACCAGGACACCGGCUACUAUGACGUCGUCUGCGAGGAGAUCAAGGACGUUGGAUUGAUCCUCUGGGGGUGGAGGCCUCCGGGCGCCUUAGGGCGCCUUUGGGACAGGAUCAGGUAUCGAGUCAGGAGACCCAGGGACGUUUCCGAGAACCUCUCGCCUUAAGAAGAGCCCUGAGUUCUGUUUGGCCCUGGCCCCGGCCUCUGCGCUCUGACCAAU
Messenger RNA from Myotis lucifugus (little brown bat), 561 nucleotides. Its product is annotated as cathelin-like. The record is from RefSeq and is a predicted model, not a curated record. Gene Ontology annotation, cellular component: extracellular region. Gene Ontology annotation, biological process: innate immune response; antimicrobial humoral immune response mediated by antimicrobial peptide; defense response to Gram-positive bacterium. Lineage: Eukaryota; Metazoa; Chordata; Mammalia; Chiroptera; Vespertilionidae. The transcript has 4 exons. Bases 1 to 507 code for a protein of 168 amino acids. Gene Ontology annotation, molecular function: lipopolysaccharide binding.